This is a messenger RNA of Salvelinus sp. IW2-2015, 1608 nucleotides long. RefSeq lists its product as uncharacterized. The record is from RefSeq and is a predicted model, not a curated record. Lineage: Eukaryota; Metazoa; Chordata; Actinopteri; Salmoniformes; Salmonidae.
CCCCUACCUCCAUCUCCACCCAGCCCCUACCCCAUUCCACCCCAGCCCCAGCCCCUACUCUCCACUCCAACCCGCCUACCUCCAAUCUCCACCCCAGCCGCUACCUCCAUUCCACCCAGCCCAGCCCCUACCUCACACCUCCACCCCCGCCCCUACCUCCAACUCCACCCAGCCCCUACCUCCAACUCCAACCCAGCCCCUACUCAACCCCACGCCAGCCCCUACCUCCACCUCCAACCCAGCCCUACGUCCAAUCCAACCCAGCCCUAUCCUUCGCAAUCCACCCCGCCCUACAUCCACCUCCACCUCCAAACCCAGCCACUACCGUCCACUUCCACCAGCCCCUACGCUCACCCUUUCCAACUUCCACCCCAGCCCCUACCCGCCAACUCCAACCCAGCCUACCUCCACCUCCAAACUGCAACCAGCCCCUACCUCCACUCCAACUCCCCACCCAGCCCCUACUCCCCCGCAGCCCAUACUCACCUCCACCCAGCCCCUACCUCACUCCACUCACCCCAGCCCUACCUCCACCUCCACUCCACCCAGCCCUACCUCCACCCCAGCCCCUCCUGCCACCUCCAACCCAGCCUACUCCACCUCCCACUCAAACCAGCCCCUACCGUCACCUCCACCCCAGCCCUACUCACCUCCAACUUCACACCAGCCCCUACCUCCACCCCAUCCUACCUCCACUCCAACCCAGCCCCCUACCUCCACCGUCCAACCCAGCCCUACCUCCAAACUCCAACUCCAACGCACAACUACAUCACCUCCAACUCCAACCCACCUACCUCCCCUCCAACCCAGCCCUACCUCCACCUCCAACUCACGCCAGCCCUAACCUCCACCUCCACCUCCACCCAACGCUCCACCUCACCUCCAACCCAGCCUAACCUCACAACCUCCAACCCAGCCCCUAUCCCCUCCACCACCCCUACCUCCACUCCAACCUCCACCCAGCCCAGCCCCUACCUCCACCUCCACCCAGCCCCUACCUCCACCCAGCCCCAACCUCCACCCCAGCCCUAUCUCCACCUCCACUCCACCCAGCCCCUACCUCCACCUCCACCUCAGCCCCUACCUCCACCGUCCACCCCAGCCCUUACUCCACCUCCACCCCAGCCCUACUUCCCACCUCCACCCCAGCCCUACUCCACCUCCCACCCGGCCCUACCUCCACCAGCCCUACCCUCCACUCGCUCCAACGCCCACCCCAGCCCCUACUCCACCCCAGCCCCUACCUCCACCCACCCAGCCCUACCUCCACCUCCACCCCAGCCCUACCUCCACCUAGCCCCUACCUCCACCGCCAGCCCCUACUCCACCCCAGCGCCUCCUCCACCCCAGCCCCUACCUCCCUCCACCCCAGGCCCUACCUACACCUCCACCCCAGCCCUACCUCACCAAAGCCCCUACCUCCACCUCCACACAGCCAGCCUACCUCCACCCCGCCCCUACCUCCACCCCAAGCCUACCUCCACCAGCCCCUUUUACUCCACCCCCGCCCCUACCUCCCCUCCACCUCCACCUCCACCCCAGCCCACUACUCACCUCCACCCACCUACCUCCACCUCCACCCCAGCCCUACCCUCUGAGUCAGGGUGA